Messenger RNA from Triticum aestivum (bread wheat), 489 nucleotides. Its product is annotated as E3 ubiquitin-protein ligase Os03g0188200-like. The record is from RefSeq and is a predicted model, not a curated record. Bases 1 to 489 code for a protein of 162 amino acids. Lineage: Eukaryota; Viridiplantae; Streptophyta; Magnoliopsida; Poales; Poaceae. The transcript has a single exon.
AUGCCCGGCUCCACUGUGAUGCUGAUCUCCGGCUCCAUGGCCGCGCUUCUCGUCAUCUCCCUCUUCACCUUCCUCUGCUCCAACCGGCGCCAGGCGCACCGCGCGCCGCCGUCGCACUCAGAGCGGUGCGUCGUUGACGUCGAGCUCGGCCACGGGUGCGGGGCCACAGGGAUCGACGACGCCGUCCUGGCCGCGUACACGACCACGGUGUACUCCUCCGCGGCGAAGCGACGGGGGGAAGACCAGAUGGCUGUUGCCGAAGCGUCGGCCGACGGUGACCAGCCGCCCGACGACACGCACACGACGUGCGCGGUGUGCCUGGCGGAGUACGCGGACGGCGACGAGCUCCGCCGGCUGCCCGGCUGCAAGCACGCGUUCCACCGGCUGUGUGUCGACGAGUGGCUCCGGCGGCGGCCGAGCUGCCCGCUCUGCCGCACAUCGCCGCCCGCCACGCGCGCACCGCCUGCGGCCACCACCGAUGACUCCUGA